Aspergillus affinis is the source of this 1545-nucleotide messenger RNA. RefSeq lists its product as uncharacterized. Bases 1 to 1545 code for a protein of 514 amino acids. The transcript has a single exon. NCBI's taxonomy places the organism in Eukaryota, Fungi, Ascomycota, Eurotiomycetes, Eurotiales, Aspergillaceae. The record is from RefSeq and is a predicted model, not a curated record.
AUGGCGCCUUCACAGAACUCAGAUAAAUAUGCAGGACCUCUGUUGAAGAGUCCUGAGUCCUUCCGCAAGUGGUUCGCCGCGAUCAAUAAGGGGAUCCGAUAUCAAGACGUUUAUCUCGUCGCUUCAGGUGCUGAGCGAAGGCCUGAAAUCCCCGUAAACGAGCGCGGUAAAGAGGUUACGAAGGAGGAUAUCGAGAAAGCUGAAGAGCUUCAGCGGCAGUGGGACCGCAGGAAUCCCAAAGCGGUUGGAGUCAUUUUCAGGACUCUUUCCAAUAAAAUCACUCAAGAAUAUACUCACUACGACAAUGCGUAUCAAGUGCUUGCCACGUUGAAGGAGAAGUAUGAUACUAUAUCCAACGUGCAGUCAUUUCACGGCCUCCAAAUGGCCUGCAACACCCGGUAUGACGAAUGCAAAGGUAUGAACGAUUAUAUCUCGAGAUUGAAGCUUGCGCUUGAGCGAUACGAGAGGGGCCUGUGGAAGAAUUCGGUCCUGGAUGAUUCAAUGAAAAUUCAGUUUAUCUUCAUGAAUCUCGGAGAAGAGUGGAAUACUUUUCUCACCUCGUAUAUCAACUCGAGCUAUGACCGCGAGAAAACAACCUUUGACGAGGUUUCAAGAAGCCUUGUUGAAGAAGAACUCAGAGUCAAAUACAACGCUGAAGCUGCCAACCUCGUGAAGGCUCAGAAAGGCAAAGAUGCGUCAAAGAAGAACUCGAAAGGAUCUAAGAAAAAUGACUCUAAAGACGACAAAGACUUCAAGGGCCCUACCUGCCCCACUUGCAAGAAGAAGGGCCACACCGAAGAUAAAUGCUGGUUCAGGCAUCCCGAGUUGAGGCCUGAUUCAUGGAAAGAUAAGAAAAGGAAUCGUGAUCGCGAUUACGACCAAAAUCAUAAAUAUGAUCGUGAAGAGUCAGCAAAACACCUUGAUGCCUUCAUCUGCGCUGCGCAGGUGGCUGACGAAUCGAUCAUUUUUGACCUCGAGAGAGCUCGUUAUCUUCGGAAGGAUGACUGGAUCAUUGACUCAGGAGCCACGUGUCAUCUAACUUCCGAUGAAAACAACUUCAUUGAAGGUAGUAUGAAGCCGUUAAGAAAGGCGAUACGGACCGCUACUGGUCACGUUGCCCACUCAACGUUGUCAGGUGACGUUGAGAUAACGUUGCAGCAUCCUGAUCGUCAACAAAAGUUGAUUCUUGCAGACGUCCUUUAUCUUCCGGACAUCAAGAUCAACCUCUUCGGGACGAUUAAGUUCAAUCGGAGAGGCCUCGGCAUCAAUCUCUUGCCUAAUGAGAUCAUCAUCUCAAGAGUUGUAGACGGAGAGAUCAUUGGAUACGGAGACAUUAAAAAUGAGACCUAUAUCAUGAGAAUUGCAAGAAAUGACUCCUUUCAAGUGUCCAAGGACCCUGUCUCAACUGACGAGUAUCGUGAAUUUCUCACAGGCUCCGAUAACGAAACAACGCUGAAUACGGCUCAGCCAACGAGACCUCGCGUGGCCAAAUACCAUGCGAAAUACUACACUACUUUGAAGGCAAGAAAUAUGAGGAAGGACUAG